AUGGCUUCGGGUCCGAAUCGUGCAUUGUACACAGCGGCGGACACUCUCUCGCAGGCGCGAGGCCUGUCCGCGUCAAUACCGUCGCUGUCGUUAUCCGUCCCUUCCGGCCGCCACGCCGCCGCCUCGCACAUCUCAAAGACAUACCGCCAGGCGUCCACGCUCUUCCUCACGCGUCGCCUACCCGAGGCCCUGUCAACCGUGCUACCUCUCAUAUCUCCACUUGCGUCGGACGAGCAGAAUGGCUCGUUCGAGCCCGCGCCGGUCGCCACGGCGUCGCGGUCAUCGAGGGUCAAGGUGUGGAGCCUGUACCUCACCAUCCUGAAUGCGAUUGUCGAGCUUGAUUCGGACGACGGCAAGGAGGCGUUUGGGACGCAUGAGUGGAGGGCACUUUGCCACAAGGUUCGGGAGGGAGAGAUUUGGGAGGAGGUAGUCUGUAACGGAUACCACGGCGUCGAGGGGGAUGUUGACGCCGAGGUGGUCAUCAACCUAGCCACCCUCCUCUUAGCGCACUCCAAAACGCAAGUUCUCAACCAAAAACGGCUCGAAAACUACCUCGCCGCAGCCCGCACGCCCAAUCUGGAGAUCAGCUCAGACCGCUUCGCGGAGUCCCCAUCCCGCCGCUACCGCUCCCCAGCCGCGGGCAGCAACAACCACGCGCGCCGCGGCGGCCCCAGCGGCGCCGACACGCCCCGCGACCUCAACGCGCGCGUCAAGCUGCUCGAGCUCUACACGCUGCACGUCCUGCCGCGCAACGGCGAGUGGGAGUACGCGCGCGAGUUCAUCUCCGUGAGCCCCGUGCUCGACGACGAGCGGCGCGAGGCCUUCCUGCAGGCGCUGCAGACCCUGCAGGAGGAGCAGCUCGAGGCGGAGCGCCGGGAGGAGGAGGAGCGCCGCCGGCGGGAGGAGGCGAUCCGCCGCGACGUCGAGCAGGCCAGGCGGCUGCGGGCGGAGAACGAGGCGCGCGAGCGGAGGAGGCUGGACGAGGAGCGCCUGAAGAGGGAGGCGGCGGAAGCGGCGGCGAAACGAGUGAGCGCUACUGAGGUGGAUUUUGGCGUCGAGGGGACGUCGUCUACGCCGCCGCUCCCGCCGCCGUCGUCGGUGUCGAGGAAUAAACCACCCGGGAGUCCGUCGGGUGGGGGCGGUAUUUUGCGGCCGAGAGGGCCGUUGGCGGGGAGAGGCCCUGCUGCCGGCGGCGGCGGCGGCGAUACUGCCGUCGCGGCUCCGACGCUGAUGUCCAGGGCAUCGAGGGUGUUGGAGAAUCUCCGAGUGCUCAUCGACGAGCUCGCUGGGUCAUUCAAGACACAGCCGUACGUGCUGCUGCGGAUGUUGGCAUUCAUUAUCGGGCUUCUCCUUCUGCUGAGCCGGAGGAGAAUCCGAGAGAGGAUCGCGCAGAUCGUGGGGGUCAGCUGGGCCAAGGUGAAAGCCACGGCCGGGAUGGGCACGAAGGUCAGCUACAUCUAAGCACCCACCCCUGGUUGCUUAGGUGCCGGAUUCCAAGGUAUCUGUGCAAAGGGACGGGAUCCCGUAUGUAUUAAUACGCUCACGUGGUGCCAGAUGUUGGUUAUUGGCAUCCGAUUUCCUUUGUAGAAACGCAUGAAAUGACGAUUUUAUUAGCAU
Molecule: messenger RNA, 1617 nt
Organism: Thermothielavioides terrestris NRRL 8126
Lineage: Eukaryota; Fungi; Ascomycota; Sordariomycetes; Sordariales; Chaetomiaceae
Exons: 2
Coding region: 1-1461 (486 amino acids)
Source: RefSeq, a predicted model, not a curated record